AUGAAACCAACAAAACUUAUAGGGUCAAAACGUAUGAUAAAGGAAUCACUAGUGAAAUGUAUAAAUAGUUGUAAACAGUUAAAAUUACAAAAAUUUAAAAGUAAAAAUGAUAAAAUUCGAUUUUUAAAAACUAAAACAUCUUUUAUAAACAUUAAAAAAAAUAUUAAAAAUUAUGAAGCUGGUGAAGACGAAAAAUCUUGCAAUAUUAAACUAGUUGAUUUGUCAAAAAGAAUCAGAGCUAACAAGAUAUAUAAACAUAAAAAUAAAAUUAAUGAAAAAUUUCAGUGUUCAAAUACUCCAAACAAUAUGAAAACUGAAAACAUAAAUAAAAAAAUGCCAUCAAAAAUUUUCAGCCGUAAAUUUUCAAAGUAUAAAGAUGUUCAAAAAAAGUUAAAAGCUAAAUUCAGAUCUACUUACAAAAGUAGUGGAAAAUUUGAUCAAAGCUCUACGAAAUAUAAAUCAUUCAUAAAUAAGAAUAGAAAUAAAAAAAAUAAAGCAUUUUUGAAAUAUUCUAUGUGUAGUUUUGGUUUUAAUAAAGAAAUACUAAAAAAAAAGCGUACUGUGUGUCCUGAACUUCCAGGGAAAGGGACUUACAAUCAUCGCUUUGCGUAUGAUGAAGCAUUGAAGUUACAACAAGAAGGCAUUGAAGUAGACGUGUUAUAUAAAGUAAAAAAUAAAACUGACUCUAUUUAUGUUAUAAAUGGAGAAUUUCUAUGGACGAAGAAUAAACGAUCGAGUAAUUGUUUCAAUAAGUCAUCUAAACAGUCUAAAGUAAUUUUAGACACCGCAAAUAAAAUAACCGAAGAGAAAAAUCUUGCUAAAUCGUUAAUAUCAACACAAGAAAAGGCUGAGUUAGCUAAAAUACAAAAAGCAAAUGAGCAUAAAAAAAGAUUAGCUAAAAUGGUUUUAAUGAGGAAAGCUGAAUUAGAAAGAGAAAAAGAACUAAAACAUGAAGAAUUUAUAAGGAAACGGAAGUUGGAGAUUAUAGAGAAGGACCUUCGAGCUAAGGAAUUAAGCAAAAUGUUAAGAGAAAAAUCAUUAAAAAAGAAAGUAAAUUCUGAAAAAAAAAAACAUAAACAAAUGGAAAUAGAUAGUUUAAACUAUGUUGAAAUGGAAAAAUUAAGAAAACUAAAGGUUCAACAUACUGUGAAAAACAAAAAUAAUAAUACAAAUAACACAGAUAUUAAUCCUGUAAUAAACCCGGAAAACGCCUAUGAUGGAUUUAAGGUCAUCACUGAUCCAAAGAUUAUUAAUGAUAUCGGACGAUGGGUAUUACAGAAUGAUGGCACUGUCUUUACUAUGUCAUGGUUAAAAAUUGUUGCUCGUCGGGUCGAUUCUUUGGAUGGGAGAGUAGAUACGUUGUACAAGAAUAAAUUGAUGCAGAUUGCCAUCGAUAAAGUGGUCGAUGCAAUGAUGGAGAAAAAACUGUUGUCAGACUUAAGUAAAAAAGAUUUAAGUCACAAAAAAUUGUUGUGCAAUAAAAGUGUUCAGGUUUCCCCUAGUUUUGUAAUAAAAAACAGAAGGAUGAUGAAAUGCCAUAAACAUACUCCAAUUGGCAUUCGCAAGUCUCCCAAUUUCUACGGUUGUCAGGGCAUUAAUAAACUGUACAAGGUGAUUAAAACAGAAGGCAGUUAUUUUCAAGUGAUCAGCGCGGAUACCUUUGGGUUAUAA
Molecule: messenger RNA, 1671 nt
Organism: Rhopalosiphum maidis (corn leaf aphid)
Lineage: Eukaryota; Metazoa; Arthropoda; Insecta; Hemiptera; Aphididae
Exons: 3
Coding region: 1-1671 (556 amino acids)
Source: RefSeq, a predicted model, not a curated record